AUGGCUGCCGCAGCAGUCGACAAAGCUCCUCGAGAGCGAACGCUGAGCACGCAUGCUCCGGUCAGCACUCUGCAAGGUCCAGUCGGGCCUGGCUUCUCAAGACCAAAGCACAAGAGAACAGUCACCGGUCUGGGCCCCAGCGAGAUCAAGUCUGUCGAGAGCAGUAUUCCAGAGCAUAUGAGAGAAGCAUGGCGCAAAUUCUCUGCUUCUGGCUUCAAGACCACAGAUGAGUUCGAGAAAGAGGUUGUCAAACACAUCGAGACGACUCUCGCUCGCUCUCUGUUCAACUGCGAUGAGCUCGCGGCAUACUCCGGAACGGCUCUUGCAUUCAGAGAUCGUCUGGUUAUUGACUGGAACAAGACGCAGCAGAGACAGACUUUCGCUGAUCAGAAGCGAAUCUACUACCUUUCCCUCGAGUUUUUGAUGGGAAGGGCGCUCGACAAUGCCAUGCUCAAUGUCGGUCUCAAGAACGUUGCCAAAGACGGUCUCGCCGACCUGGGCUUCCGAAUCGAAGACGUCGUAAACCAGGAACACGAUGCAGCUCUCGGCAAUGGUGGUCUCGGACGGUUGGCGGCUUGUUUCCUCGACAGCAUGGCAUCCCUCAACUACGCUGCGUGGGGCUACGGUCUCAGAUACCGAUACGGCAUCUUCAAGCAAGAGAUCGAGAACGGCUACCAGGUUGAGAUUCCGGAUUAUUGGCUCGAUUUCAACCCCUGGGAGUUUCCUCGCCAUGAUGUGACUGUGGAUGUGCAAUUCUACGGAUGGGUCAACAAGUACACCGACGAGAACGGCAAGCAGGUCACUUCAUGGCAGGACGGCGAGGUCGUGGUUGCAACUGCCUACGAUGUGCCUGUCCCAGGGUACGGCACGCCCACAGUGAACAAUCUUCGGUUGUGGUCCAGCAAGGCUGCCUCCGGCGAGUUUGACUUUGCCAAAUUCAAUGCAGGCGAGUACGAAAGUGCUGUUGGCGACCAGCAGCGUGCCGAAACCAUCUCUGCCGUGCUCUAUCCCAACGACAACCUGGAGAGAGGCAAGGAAUUGCGCCUGAAGCAGCAGUAUUUCUGGUGUGCUGCAUCUCUCUACGACAUCGUGAGACGCUUUAAGAAGACCAAGAGAAAGUGGUCAGAAUUCCCCGAUCAGGUCGCCAUUCAGCUCAACGAUACUCACCCAACACUCGCAAUUGUCGAGCUUCAGCGCAUUUUGACUGAUCUGGAAGGCCUUGAAUGGGAUGUUGCAUGGGAUAUUGUUGGGAGAACUUUCGGCUAUACCAACCACACCGUCCUCCCUGAGGCCCUGGAGAAGUGGUCUGUUCCCCUGAUCCAGAACUUGUUGCCUCGCCAUCUUCAGAUUAUCUACGACAUCAACCUGUUUUUCCUACAACAGGUCGAGAAGCGCUUUCCCAAGGACCGAGAGCUGCUCUCACGAGUGUCGAUCAUCGAGGAGUCCCAGCCUAAGAUGGUCCGCAUGGCAUACUUGGCCAUCGUUGGCUCGCACAAGGUCAAUGGAGUGGCUGAGCUGCAUUCCGAUCUCAUCAAGACUACAAUUUUCAAGGACUUUGUGCGGAUCUACGGACCGGACAAGUUCGGGAAUGUGACGAACGGCAUCACACCACGUCGCUGGUUGCACCAAGCCAAUCCCAGAUUGUCUGAACUCAUCGCCUCCAAGGUCGGAAGCUACGAGUUCUUGAAGGAUCUGACCCUUCUCAACAAGCUGGAGGCUUUUGCUGACGACAAGGAGUUCAAGAAAGAAUGGGCGGAAAUCAAGUACGCCAACAAGGUUCGACUGGCUCAGCACAUCCAGAAGAGUACUGGAGUCAGCGUCAACCCCAAGGCUCUGUUCGACGUUCAGGUCAAGAGAAUACACGAGUAUAAACGUCAGCAACUGAACAUCUUCGGUCUCAUUCAUCGAUACCUCGCCAUCAAAGGUAUGUCACCAGAGGAACGCAAGAAGCUUGCACCGAGAGUCUCAAUCUUUGGAGGCAAAGCUGCUCCCGGCUACUGGAUGGCAAAAACAAUCAUCCACUUGGUAAACAAGGUCGGUGAGGUUGUCAACAACGACAAAGAUGUUGGUGACCUGCUCAAGGUUAUCUUCCUGGAGGACUACAAUGUCAGCAAGGCGGAGAUCAUCGUUCCUGCUUCUGACAUCAGCGAGCAUAUCUCAACAGCUGGCACAGAGGCAUCCGGAACCAGCAAUAUGAAAUUUGUGCUCAACGGCGGUCUGAUCAUUGGCACGCUUGAUGGUGCCAAUAUCGAGAUCACGCGCGAGGUGGGCGAAGACAACGUUUACCUCUUCGGCACGCUGUCCGAAGACGUCGAGGACCUCCGGCACAAGCACUUCUACAGCAAGACUGACUUCAACCCCGAGCUCAAGAAAGUAUUUGACUUCAUCAAGAGUGGAGCUUUUGGAGACCAGUCCGCCUUUUCGGCUCUCAUCAACGGCAUUGUCGACCACGGCGAUUAUUACCUUGUCGGUGAUGACUUCGAUUCAUACUGCAAGACCCAGGACCUCAUUGAUGAGGACUACAAGGACCAGGAUGCGUGGGUCACGAAGAGCAUCCAGGUGGUAUCACGCAUGGGCUACUUCACAAGUGACAGAUGCAUCAAUGAGUACGCUGACACAAUUUGGAACAUCGAGCCUCUGCAGGUCAAGGAAGAGGAUGAAGUGAGAGCACGCACUGGUUGGAGACAUAAGAUUCAGCAUGAGCGGUCCACGAAGUAA
Messenger RNA from Cyphellophora attinorum, 2718 nucleotides. RefSeq names its product Glycogen phosphorylase. Gene Ontology annotation, cellular component: cytoplasm. The record is from RefSeq and is a predicted model, not a curated record. The coding region runs from base 1 to 2718 and encodes 905 amino acids. The transcript is spliced from 10 exons. Lineage: Eukaryota; Fungi; Ascomycota; Eurotiomycetes; Chaetothyriales; Cyphellophoraceae. Gene Ontology annotation, biological process: glycogen catabolic process. Gene Ontology annotation, molecular function: pyridoxal phosphate binding; glycogen phosphorylase activity.